GGCCGGGAGGAGGAGGCGGUGGGAGGAGGAGUGGCGGAGCGGGCCGCAGCGAGUUGGCAGAGCUGAGCGCGGCUGCCCCUGAAGAUGGCGGCGGCGGAGCCAGUCGGUGCUUCGGCUGGUGGGGGCUGCUCGCCGGCGGGCGGCGGUUCAGUGCCCGUCCUCUUCUGCUUCUCCGUCUUCGCGCGGCCCUCCAGUGUGCCUCAUGGCGCCGGCUACGAGCUGCUAAUCCAGAAGUUCCUCAGCCUCUACGGGGACCAAAUAGAUAUGCACCGCAAGUUCGUGGUGCAGCUCUUCGCCGAGGAGUGGAGCCAGUACAUAGACCUGCCCAAGGGCUUCCUGGUCAACGAGCGCUGCAAGGUGCGCCUGGUGCCGCUGCAGAUACAGAUGACAACUUUGGGCAACUUGACACCCUCAAGCACUGUGUUUUUCUGCUGUGAUAUGCAAGAGCGAUUCCGGCCUGCCAUCAAGUACUUUGGUGAUAUCAUCAGCGUGGGCCAGCGACUGCUCCAGGGUGCACGGCUCUUAGGAAUUCCAGUUAUUGUAACUGAACAGUAUCCCAAAGGUCUUGGCAGCACUGUGCAAGAAAUUGAUUUAACAGGAGCUAAACUUGUACUUCCUAAAACAAAAUUUUCAAUGGUAUUACCGGAAGUUGAAGCAGCUUUAGCAGAGAUCCCUGGAGUCCGCAGCGUUGUCCUGUUUGGAGUAGAAACUCAUGUCUGCAUCCAGCAAACAGCACUGGAAUUAGUCGGCAGAGGUCUGGAAGUUCAUAUUGUAGCUGAUGCCACCUCAUCAAGAAGUAUGAUGGACAGAAUGUUUGCUCUUGAGCGUCUUGCUCGCACUGGAAUUAUAGUUACUACUAGUGAAGCUAUAUUGCUGCAGCUGGUAGCUGAUAAAGAACAUCCAAAAUUCAAAGAAAUCCAAAAUCUCAUUAAAGCGAGUGCCCCUGAGUCAGGGCUCCUUUCCAAAGUUUAAAGAGGUUGUGGAGGAAGCAGAUCUCGUUGUCAUCUGUCAGAAGGAAGGAAAGCUGUGAGCCCACAUGUACACCGUCUUCACCCAAAGUUUGGUAAAAGUGUAAAAUUAAACAUUUAUGUACUCGUGUUUGCAGUAGCAAAAUUGUCUGGUUAUAUGUCUGGCUACCGGUAUGUUCUGUUUAGUUACUGCUGUCAGAGGCUUUGGUUACCAUAGGACCCUUUCAUUGUCAAAUUUCUUUCUUUAUUUGAAAAAACAAAAGUUAAUAGAGGUGCCUGCUAGUCUAAACUAUACACUGAUUGUAACAGUUCCAAAAAGUGCAUAUUUCUGUGACACCUCUUGAUUGUGCAUUCUGUAAAAGCAUUCUGUGAUACUCUGUUUCACUUUUGUAUUAAUAGAAGAUAAUUGCAUAGUGGAUAAAUGUGAUGUGAUACAUUUUACUGUUCUCUGUAAGUGAAGUAUUUUAGUAGGGCAAAACUUAAAACCAAGUAAGAAAAAUGGGCUACAUGUAAGCUUUUGUUCUCUAGGAUAAAGUUUAAGUGCUUUGCUUUAUAGACAAGACACAUAGAUCAAGCAGCAGCCGAUGUUUGAUUGCUAUAUGGGAACUGAAGCCUACAUCAUGACUUUCAACUAUUCUGAAAUGUCUGCUCAGCCCUGUACUUCAGGUAACUGUAUACAAACAGAAAACUGUCGUUUAAUGAGUUCUUCAUAAACAACUGGUGUAAAGUCCUUCAGAGGUAGCAGAAGAUUACCAAAGUGUAAAAUAAAUAGCAGUGCUGGGGAUGUUAAAGAAGAAAAAACUUUUCAGCUUUGAGCUGAAUCUACUACUGUAGGGGUUACCCCAUUUUACUUAGAUUGAUUUAUUCAAUUUGGCCAAACAAGCUCUGAGAAAGGCCUUAGCUUCUCUAGGUUGUUGAACUUUUUUUGUGGUCUGCAGUUGUGUGGAGUUUGAACGGAAUCUGGCCUAAAAGCAUUCUUCAGAAAAAUAACAUCUUUAACUUAGUGGCAUGUAUUUUUUACUAUCUAGAGCCAAUAAUUUUAACGUGAUAGAUCAGAAAAGCACUUUCUUCAUGUUGCAGUGAUUUAAGCAAUGUUGUAUAAAGUUUACUUUGUGACCAAGACUACUUUUUUUUUUUUUUUUUUUAAGAGUACUGGAAGAUGUCAUACUGAACAGUGGUGUCUUUGGUAGAAAACCAAUUACAGUACACGUAUUGUUUUAAAUUACUUAUUUUCCCCACAAGAUGGCUCUAAAAGAAUUGUUUCCGAGAGAUAAUCUUUAUAUGUUCAAAACUAAUAAAGUGUUAACAUUUGCUGUC
Pezoporus occidentalis (night parrot) is the source of this 2285-nucleotide messenger RNA. RefSeq names its product isochorismatase domain containing 1 (gene ISOC1). Gene Ontology annotation, cellular component: cytoplasm. The transcript has 5 exons. Lineage: Eukaryota; Metazoa; Chordata; Aves; Psittaciformes; Psittacidae. The record is from RefSeq and is a predicted model, not a curated record. The coding region runs from base 85 to 972 and encodes 295 amino acids.